GUACCCGGGACCCUACAGAGUGGAGUGGGUGUCUCUGGCGUAGAGGAGCCACGCAGAUAGGCAGGACGUCCUGUGGGAAAGGAGGAGAGAAGAGAGGAAGAGGGGCUGGCUCAGGCUUGGGCCCCUGAUGGUGGCUAUUUUUGUCUCCCCUAGCUGAGUGAUUGGGGACAGCAGGUAAAGGAAAAGAUGCUUAUGGGUGCGGGACGAGACACGGCGCGGGAUGAGGCCCAGAAGCUUCACAGGAAGUGGCUGAAGCACCAGGCCUUCAUGGCCGAGCUGGCCCGCAACAAAGAAUGGCUGGCCAAGAUAGAGCAGGAGGGCCAGGAGCUGAUCGAUGAGAAGCCGGAGCUGCGUUCGGUGGUGCAGCAGAAGCUGGAGGAGAUCAGGGAGUGCUGGACGGACCUGGAGAGCACCACCAAGGCCAAGGCCCGGGCUCUGUUUGAGAACAACAAGCCAGAGCCGGUGGUAAAGAGCUACUCAGACCUGGACCACCAGCUCUCUGGCCUGGAGAAACAGCCCCCCCAGCUGGAGCAGGCUCAUCACCUACCCACCUUCAACGAGCAGCUGCAGAAAUUUCAGUCUCAGAUGGGAAACUUGUACAAGGACGUAGGGGAACUAGGGUCCCUCCAGGGGGUUUGCCUCCCCCAGCGAGGCAGCCUGGUGAAGGGUGGCGAGGGAGAAGGGGGCGAUCAGCCAGCCGUAGUGGAGACCCGCAUCGUGCGCCUCAUCGAGCCCCUGAAGGAGAGACGACGCAUCCUGCUGGCCUCCAAAGAGAUGCAUCAGGUCGCUCAGGACCUGGAGGAAGAGAUACUGUGGAUCCAGGAGCGGCUUCCUCUGGCCUCCUCUAAGGAUUACGGCAACAACCUGCAGAGUGUUCAGCAGCAUGUCAAGAUCAACCAGACACUGCAGAGGGAUCUGCAGGGGCGCCAAGCACGGGUGGAGGAGGUGUUGGACCGGGCGGGGAUAAUCGCCUCUCUGCGGACGCCUGAGGUUGACUUUGUGCGUGAGGGGGCGGGGCAUGUGCGUCAGGUGUGGGAGGUGCUGAGGCUGGAGGCGGAGAGGAGGUCUGUGAUGCUGGAUGUGGUGCUGCUGGCCCAGCAGUACUACAGUGAGGCAGCCAAGGUGGAGUCCUGGCUGGCAGGCCAGAAACUGCACCUCAUCAAUGAGGAGAAGGGCACGGACGAGGAGAGCACCCUGCAGCUGCUGAAGGAGCACCUGGCCUUGGAGGCGACAGUGGAGAACUACGCUGAGACAGUGGGCAUGCUCUCCCAGCAGUGUCAGCGACAGCUGGAGCUGGGGCACCCAGAUAGUGAGGGGAUCACCAAGCAGCAGUCCCACAUAGACCGUCUGUAUGUGUCUCUGAAGGACAUGGUGGAGCACAGGAAGACCAAGCUGGAGCAGCAGUACUGGAUGUACCAGCUCAACAGAGAGGUGGAGGAGUUAGAGAAGUGGAUCACUGAGAGGGAGGCCGUUGCCAGCUCCACUGAGCUGGGUCAAGACCUGGAGCAUGUCACGAUGCUACAGGAAAAAUUCACCAAGUUCUGCUCAGAGACCAACAGCAUAGGCCAGCAGAGGAUGGAGCAGGUGAAUAAGAUGGUGAAUGAGAUGAUAGACUGUGGCCACACGGACGCGGCCACCAUAGCUGAGUGGAAGGACGGACUGAACGAGUCAUGGGCCGACCUACUGGAGCUCAUGGAGACCCGAAGACAGAUGCUGGCAGCAUCACACCAGCUGCACAAGUUCUUCACCGACUGCAAAGAGGUCUUGGCUCAGACUGCGGGGAAGAUGAGGCAGUUGCCAGAGGUGAGGGCGUGCCAAGCCAGCAUCGCCAACCCUGCCACCCUGCAGAGGCUCAUGCUCUCCUUCGAGCACUCCCUCCAGCUGCUCGUCUCACAGGUAAGGCAGCUGCAGGAAAAUGCGGCCCAGCUGAGGACCAUCUAUGCCGGAGAGAAGGCUGAGGCCAUCAUGAGCAAAGAGCAGGAAGUGAUGUCAGCAUGGAAGGAGUUACUGGUUUCCUGUGAGGCCAGUCGUGUGCAGGUCACCUCGGUGACAGACAAGGUGCAGUUCUUCUCGGUGGUGCGCGAGCAGCUCAUGUGGAUGGAGGGCAUCAUGGGACAGAUUGGAGGGGACGAACCCAGGGACUCGUCUUCUGCAGAGGUGAUGAUGAAACAGCAUGGUGAACUGAAAGCCAAGAUGGAUGGCCGUAGGAAGACAAUACAGCAAUGUGUGGAGCUGGGAAAGAUCCUGCUGGCCGCAGGCAACCCAGCCUCCGAGGAGAUAAAGGAGAAGUUGGAUGCGCUCCUGGCUAAGCAGAAGGAUCUCUCUGAGAGAUGGGACAAACAGCAGGAGAAGCUACAGCGCAAGAAGGAUCAGUUCCAGUAUGCCCAGGAGACGGUGAAGGCGGAGGCCUGGCUGAAGGCCAAGGAGCCCCUGAUUAGCUCCAGCUCCUCCUCUAGGGUGGCUGGGGGGGCUGGAGGAGACGCCCAGGUCCAGACUGAUGAGGUGGAGCAACUCAUCCUCCGCCACGAGGCCUUCCGCAAUGCUGCAGCCACCUGGAAGGAGCGCUUCAGCUCACUGAGACAGCUCUCCAAUGCAGAGAAGCUGAGAGAAGAACAGAGCAGCAAGCCUUCCCCAAUGCCACUCUCCAGUCGGAGGAUGUUCCCAUCAUCCUGUCUCACUCCGACCAUUCCUCUUGCUACCUCAACUCUGCUGAGACAGACGGUCCAGGUGCAUAUUGAGCCCAGGCCCAAGCAGACCAGUCUGGAGAUGUCUGCCUCUGCCUCCUCUGCAGCCCAAAGGUUGUGUUCUACCAUAGCCAGCUACGCUCCUGUCAUAAAUGGCUCUGGUUACCAUGGACUGGACAAUCAGAGCAGCAGCGGGGGAUUGGAGAGUUCCAACUACCCUGGACUUCCGGGCAGUGGAGGAGUGGACAGCAGCUCUAGUUACCUUGGAGGGAACCAUCAGACUGGCUCCCCGCCAGUGGAUAGUUCUGGCUACCUUGGACUGAACCAUCAAAACAGUGGGGGUAUGGUUAGUCCAGGCUACCUACCUCAAAACCAAAGUAGUGGGGGUAUGUGUGGUCCAGGCUACCUACCUCAAAAUCAAAGCAGUGGGAGUAUGGGUAGCCCAGCCUACUUGCCGCAAAAUCUAAGUAGUGGGAGUAUGGGUAGUCCAGGCUACCUGCCACAAAAUCAAAGUAGUGGGGGUAUGGGUAGUCCAGGCUACCUGCCACAAAAUCAAAGUAUUGGGGGUAUGUGUAGUCCAGGCUACCUGCCGCAAAAUCAAAGUAGUGGGGGUAUGGGUAGUCCAGGCUACCUGCCUCAAAAUCAAAGUAGUGGGGGUAUGGGUAGUCCAGGCUACCUGCCGCAAAAUCAAAGUAGUGGGGGUAUGUGUAGUUCAGGCUACCUGCUGCAAAAUCAAAGUAGCGGGGGUAUAGGUAGUUCAGGCUACUUGCCGCAAAAUCAAAGUAGUGGUGGUAUGGGUAGCUCAGGCUACCUUGCACAAAAUCAAAACAGUGUUGGGAUUGGUAGCUCAGGCUACCUUGGGAAAAAUCAAAGUAGUGGGGGUAUGGGAAGUACUGGCUACCUUGCACAACACCAAGGUAGUGGGAGUAUGGGUAGUUCAGGCUACCUUGCGCAAAGUGUUGGGGGUAUGGGUAGUUCUAGCUAUCUGCCUCAAAGUGGUGGGGUCAUGGACCCCAAAAUGGCAUAUGCGUGGCAGCAUCUGAAAGCUGACUGCAUGCAGCCCAGGAUCAACCACAUGCACAAAGCUGUCAACCCCCUCCUGGAGGCCAGCAGGGCACAGAGGGAACAGUUUGGGGACAUCCCCAUGGUGGACAUGAUCGGGCCAGAGUCUGGCCUGGAUCUCCUCCACGGCAGGCUCCAGAGGGACCCUCGCGGCAGCCGCUCCGACCCCCAGAUGGACCACCUGCGGCGGGAGAGGGAGUAUAAGCUGGGUCGGCAGACCUCCAGCGAACAGGAGAUUCAGGCGCGGCUCAACGAGCUGCCAAUGAUUGUGCGCCAGGAGCGCUAUAGGCGACGCCUGGAGAGGCAGUCGUCCAGCGAGCAGGAGGGCAGUGGGAAGGCGAGGACACCGAGGCAGGACGACUCCAGCGACAUGGAGUCAGCCAAGGAAGGCUCCGACAAGCGCUCAAUAGAGAAGAGAGCCACCACCAUGGCUGAGAUUGUGGAGCAGGCCCAGGAGAGAGAGGCAGCACAAGCUCGAGGGGAGAUGUACCGCCCCACCAGCAGCCUCUCAGCACCCGUGACCUACGAGCGCCCGCGAGCCCGAGACCGCCCCAAACCCCGCAGGAGACCCCGCCCCAAAGAGCCUGAGGAGAAGCGACGCUCUCGCUCGGCUCCGGCCCAGAGCCCGGCACAACUUCUGCCACCCUCACACACUGCCCAUAAUGAAGGCUUCCUAUACCGCAAACACGACUUUGAGGGGCACCAGAAGAGUCCCAGCAGUAAGUCCUGGGUGAACUUGUAUUGCGUGUUGUCAAAGGGAGGGAUCACUUUCUACAAGGACGCCAAGAGCACCACCACACCUUACAAUGAAGAAACCCCACUCGACCUGAGCGUCUGUAUAUGUGAUAGCACCAUAGGAUACAAGAAGAAGAAAAAUGUCUUCGUUAUCAAGAAAAAUGAUGGCAAUGACUAUAUUUUCCAUGCAAAGGAUGAGGAGGACCUGAAGGCUUGGGUCACUAACAUCACCACCAGUAUAACUGAACAUGAGGAGAUCGCCAAGUGGGACAAGCCCACCACCUCGUCCACAGAUCCCGACCGCUCGGAGAGGAAGGAGAAGUCAGAGGGCGACGCAGACGCCAGGUCAGAGAGGUCUGAGAUGGGAGGAGAGGUGGAGGAGGAGGAGAGGUCAGAGAAAGAGAGGUCUGAGAAGGGAGAGGGGUCCAAGAAGACGGGAGAAGGCUCAGAGAAAGCAGACACGUCGGAGAGGGGUGAGAGGGCAGAGGGGGGGGCAGGGGGCUCCAGCACGUCAGGGAAGAGCAAAUGAUCCCCGCUGAGUGGAGGAGUGGACUGGCGUCCAACCAUCUAAAGCC
Oncorhynchus masou masou (cherry salmon) is the source of this 5056-nucleotide messenger RNA. RefSeq names its product spectrin beta chain, non-erythrocytic 4-like. Gene Ontology annotation, molecular function: phospholipid binding; actin filament binding. The record is from RefSeq and is a predicted model, not a curated record. Gene Ontology annotation, cellular component: cortical actin cytoskeleton; cell projection; cell junction. Lineage: Eukaryota; Metazoa; Chordata; Actinopteri; Salmoniformes; Salmonidae. Gene Ontology annotation, biological process: actin cytoskeleton organization; muscle cell development. The transcript is spliced from 19 exons. The coding region runs from base 187 to 5010 and encodes 1607 amino acids.